UAGGCCCCUGUUGCUGAAGCAUCGAUGCCAAAUACUCGAUAUAUCGAAAGAAAAGUAUCGAUACCCGCGCCAUUGAUAAAGUAUCGCACAUUCCUAGAUUUUUUUUCUCGUGCGGUUCGAUUGUGGCUUGGCUUUCUCGUAGCGGUGUAUUAAGUGUUCUGCUUUGGACAUUCAAAAUAUCUUGAAAAUUAGGAACAAGAAACAUUUGCAUCAAGUAUUGAUUUUCCAUUGAAGGAACUUGACCGGCAUUAUGGCGACCAAAGAUAUAAAAUCUUUCUUUUACGAGUGGUGUCAAAAGAAUAACUUAUCUCCGGCAUUUGAAGUAAGACCUACGGGUCCCAAGCAGCGACAGCGUUUCUUGUGCGAAGUGCGUGUACCUUCGAUUUCUUACGUGGGCGCCGGCAAUUCCACAAACAAAAAAGACUCGGAACGUAAUGCGGCUAAAGAUUUUCUGAACUAUUUAGUCCGAGUUGGCAAAAUCGCUGCCUCGGAGGUUCCAACUGAUUGUGAUGCACCACCCGCAGCGGGACCGGGUGACGCUCCUGCUUCGGGAGGACCACCGUCGCUGAUGGCUCUAAACCCGGCCAAUGUAUUUCAAGGCGGCCUUGGUCCGUCCGAUCUUGGCCAGGCCUAUAGGCCGUACGUACGGGAGGGGAAUGAAUACGUUCCUACAAAGGAGGAACUGGCCGAGCAGGCAGCUAAUAUGGAAUCUGCUGAAUCGCUAGAUGUAAAUGCAGGCAUCCAUGGUAAUUGGACGAUUGAAAACGCCAAGGCUAAGUUAAAUCACUGGUUACAGCUGAAUAAGUUAAACCCGGAGUACAAAUACACCGCUGUUGGACCGGAUCAUGCCAGGAGUUUUAUGGCUGAGAUGACAAUUUUUGUGAAACAGUUGCGUCGAUCAAUCACAGGACGAGAGUCUGGUUCGAACAAGCAAUCGGCAAGUAAAUCUUGUGCGCUUUCGCUGGUUCGACAGUUGUUCCAUUUGGGUGUUAUUGAAGCCUACAGUGGUAACAUCAAAUCUGCCAAAAGCCAAGAACAGAUGAAACCUUUCCCAGUACGAAUCUCACCCAGCUUGGAACAACGUAUUGAGGAAUGCUUGCGGGAUAUUGAAAUUGUACCCGUCCAGAUGUACAAGAAUGAUAGCAACGAACCAAUCAGUCUGUUGCACUCGACAGACGAUGUUCAUUUUAAACCACAGACUAUUAAUUUGAAGCAAACAGCAUCGGUUAUUCCGUGGUCUCCACCACAGCCGAAUUGGAAUCCAUGGGUGGCCUGUAACAUUGAUGAGGGAUACCUGGCCACUGCGACUUUGGAUCAACUGAGUAACGAUUUGUUGAGUGCCUCUCGGGAACGUAUUCAACAAGAUCAGGAACUUCAAGAACGUAUGCGAGAGAGAGAACGGCUUCCAAUUGCGAAGGUACGAGGUCAGAUUAUGGAAGCGAUUAACGAGAAUCCGGUGGUGCUCAUUCGUGGUAAUACUGGUUGCGGUAAAACGACUCAGAUUGCACAGUACAUUCUGGAGGAUUACAUAAAUUCGGGUCAAGGUGCCCUUUGCAACAUCUGCGUCACGCAACCUAGACGUAUUAGCGCCAUUAGUGUGUCAGAGCGUAUUGCCAACGAGCGUUGUGAGAAUGUGGGAGAAGCAGUCGGAUAUUCGGUGCGUUUCGAAUCUUCUCUACCCCGUCCCUUUGGAUCGAUUAUGUUCUGUACUAUAGGAGUACUGCUGAGGAAGUUGGAAGCCGGUUUGCGCGGUGUUUCGCAUGUAAUUGUAGAUGAAAUUCACGAAAGAGAUGUAAACAGCGAUUUCAUUCUGGUAGUUCUUCGUGAUAUGUUGCAUACUUAUCCGGAUCUUCGAGUGAUUCUUAUGUCUGCCACCAUCGAUACAACUCUGUUCUCAGAAUAUUUUGGUAACUGCCCUUGCAUUGAGGUUGAAGGAAGUGCAUUCCCUGUAGAGCAAUUCUUUCUGGAGGAUUGCAUUCAAAUGUUGAACUUUGUUCCUCCGGCUGAUAACAAGAAACGUAAACGUGGUGGCAAAGAUGAUGACGAUGAGGCUGGCGAAGGAGACGCAACGCUAAAACUUACCGGUGAAACUGACACAUCUAAUUUGAACCAAGUCAUCGACGAAAGACGUUACUCUAUCCAGACUAAGAACGCUAUGGCACGGAUGUCCGAAUCUGAGGUUUCAUUCGAAUUGAUUGAAGGAUUGCUUAAUUAUAUUGAAAACCAAAACGUUCCCGGUGCUGUGUUGGUAUUUUUACCCGGUUGGAAUUUGAUAUUCGCUCUAAUGAAAUAUCUUCAAUCGAAACCACAGUUCAGUGGUUCUAAAUGUAUAAUCCUACCGUUGCACUCUCAGCUUCCAAGGGAAGAUCAGCGAAAAGUGUUUGCCCAUUAUGGGGACACGCGAAAGGUAAUUUUAGCGACAAACAUAGCCGAAACAUCAAUUACGAUUGAUGAUAUUGUGUAUGUAAUCGAUGUGUGCAAGGCCAGAAUGAAGCUGUUUACAUCACACAACAACAUGACCAGCUAUGCCACUGUUUGGGCAGCUCGGACCAACCUGGAACAGAGGAAAGGUCGUGCUGGUCGCGUUCGACCGGGAAAGUGUUUCACUCUUUGCUCGCGGGCUCGGUUUGAGAAAUUGGAUGAACACAUGACUCCGGAAAUGUUCCGUACUCCGCUGCAUGAGCUGGCCCUCAGUAUCAAGUUACUUCGACUUGGUUCAAUUGGACAGUUUCUGUCGAAAGCCAUUGAACCACCGCCACUGGAUGCGGUCAUCGAGGCAGAAGUAAUGCUGAAAGAAAUGAAGUGCUUAGAUGCCGCCGAAGAGUUGACGCCGUUUGGUAGAAUAUUGGCCCGUUUGCCGAUUGAACCAAAGCUGGGCAAAAUGAUGAUACUGAGUACUCUGUUCGGGGUUUGCGAUCCCAUUGCAACACUAGCUGCUUUUUCUGGUACCUUUUCGGAAAUUUUCCAGCUCGACGUUGGACAACGUCGGUUGAUGACUCACCAAAAGGCACUCAGUGGAAAACGGAACUCAGAUUACGUUGCAUUGCUGACAGCAUAUAGAAUGUGGAGUGAAAAACGUCGUCGAGGCGAGGAGGCAGAAAUCCAGUUUUGCGAGUGGAAAGGUCUACAGCUUCCUACUCUUCGCGUCAUUUCCGAAGCGAAGCGGCAACUGCUGGAAUUAUUGUCCCAAGCAGGAUUCCCAGAAGAGACGAUGGUCGAGAUGGGCUUUAGUCAAGACGACGAUGAUCCACGUUUGGAUAUGGUUCUGUCGCUGCUCUGUGUCGGUUUGUAUCCGAAUGUUUGCGCUCACAAGGAGAAACGUAAAGUUCUGACUACGGAAUCGAAGGCUGCCCUGAUCCAUAAGACUUCGGUAAACUGUAGCAAUCUGCAGGUGACAUUUUCACAUCCAUUCUUUGUGUUCGGGGAGAAAAUUCGUACCAGAACCGUUGCUUGCAAAUCCAUGUCAAUGGUGGCUCCGAUUCAUUUGCUGCUGUUCGGUUGCAAAAAGGUCGAAUGGGUCGAUAAUGUAGUUCGUCUCGAUAACUGGAUCAAUUACGAUAUGAGCCCACGUCAGGCUGCUUUGAUAGUAACGCUGCGGCCGGUUUUGCAGGAUCUUAUAAUAAGAAUAUCGGAGAGUCCCGAGGAUGCCAAUCAGUUGGAAGAUAAAUAUCUAAAUCUUCUGGAAGUCGUGAAGGAUUUGUGUGUCUUUGACGCCGGGGAUUUCGAAAUCAAGCGCGACACAGGUUUGUCACCGCUCGAUCAAGCCCGAGCCAACUCUAAGUUCCCGCGAACGGAUAAUGGUGGGGGAAGUCGCUUCGGAGGUGGACGUGGUGGUGGUUUCAACAGUGGUGGUAACGGUAACGGUGGAGGCAGCGGCGGUGGCUUUGGACGGGGGGGUUACGGUGGAAAUCGCGGGGGAGGCGGCGGUUACGGUGGUAGAGGUGGCUACAGUGGUGGCGGCGGUGGUGGUUUUGGCGGUGGUGGUUUUGGCGGUGGACGUGGAGGAGAACGACGUUGGUAAGAGAAACAGUUUAUUCUUUAUUGACUUACAAUGACACAUAGUAACUUAUUGGAUACAAGUAUCCAAAAUUUAAUUCGAAACUAUGUUGUAAUGAUUGCAACUAUUGACAAAGUAAUAAAUUAACUAUCUGAUGAGUCAGAAA
This is a messenger RNA of Wyeomyia smithii (pitcher-plant mosquito), 4163 nucleotides long. RefSeq names its product dosage compensation regulator (gene mle). The record is from RefSeq and is a predicted model, not a curated record. Gene Ontology annotation, cellular component: ribonucleoprotein complex; nucleolus; intracellular anatomical structure. Gene Ontology annotation, molecular function: 3'-5' DNA helicase activity; double-stranded RNA binding; ATP binding. Bases 251 to 4021 code for a protein of 1256 amino acids. NCBI's taxonomy places the organism in Eukaryota, Metazoa, Arthropoda, Insecta, Diptera, Culicidae. The transcript is spliced from 7 exons. Gene Ontology annotation, biological process: positive regulation of transcription by RNA polymerase II; regulation of mRNA processing.